Oldenlandia corymbosa var. corymbosa is the source of this 3904-nucleotide messenger RNA. NCBI's taxonomy places the organism in Eukaryota, Viridiplantae, Streptophyta, Magnoliopsida, Gentianales, Rubiaceae. The record is from the annotation of a GenBank genome assembly.
AUUUUUUGCAUUCGGAUAGGAUACACAGUGGGCAAAUCACUGAAAACAGAGUAUAUAGAUUAGAAGUAAUGAUACACAUAAUCGACCAAAUCAUCAUUAUUAGUAAAAGAAAAAUAUUAGUCCUAAUUAUUGGUUUUAGGAUCUUUUUUAGUUUGAAUUUCCAAAAAGGUAUUUAUAGCUAUCGGCAGCCACUGUAUAUAUUAACUGUUGAGCACUUUAACGUGAAAAAGGGGAGAACUUUUUAAGACAACAUCUCAAAUUAUAUUCCGGCAGCAAACAGAUAAAACAACAAUUACUGCUUUGCGGAGCAAACAUAAGCCAGGAAAAGAGGAUGAAGAAGGACAAGGCCGUUGCAAUUUUUGAUUGCCCUAAUACCGGGCAUGAACACGAUUACGACGGUUAUGGUGACGAUGAAGAUUUUGAUGAUGAGGCACUUUCUGGGACGAGAUCAAGAAGGCCCACAAAUGGCAGAGCAGUUGUUCGAGUUCCCAGUCGAAGCGGCUCUUCUAAAUACGACUUCGUUAAGGUUAAGGUAUGGCUAGGUGAUAAUGCGGAUCACUAUUACGUCCUCUCCAGAUUUUUGCUUAGCAGAAUGCUCACUGUUACUAAGAUUCCUAAUCACGUCGCUAUCAAGAUUGCUCUCGAACUCAAGAAGCUCCUCAUAGACAAUAGCCUAUUGGAUGUUUCCCAGUCUGAUCUGGAAGCAAACUUGUUUAAGCUAAUGGAAAGGCGUGGUUAUGGAGCAGAGUACAUUAACCGAUAUAAGAUGAUGACAAGAUUUCAUCAUCAGAGAGUACCUCUUGUUAUUCUCGUCUGUGGUACUGCAUCUGUGGGGAAAUCUACCAUUGCUACUCAACUUGCACAAAGGCUAAACUUGCCAAAUGUUUUGCAGACAGAUAUGGUUUAUGAGUUGCUGCGUACAUCAACCGAUGCACCAUUGGCAUCAUCUCCAGUUUGGGCACGGGAUUUCAACUCUCCAGAGGAACUAAUUACUGAAUUUUGUAGAGAGUGCAGAAUUGUUAGGAAAGGUUUGGCUGGUGACUUGAAGAAAGCAAUGAAAGAUGGAAAACCAAUCAUCAUUGAGGGAAUGCAUUUGGAUCCGAGUAUAUACCUCAUGGAUGAAGAGAGCAAGUCACCUAGUCAGACACAAACAAAAGGGGAAGAGGCAAACCCAUCAGAUCUUGGUGGGAAGAAUGAAACACAAGCUUUGAAUACUUCCAGUGAUCCACUAACCUGUAAGGGGGAAGAUAUUGAUUACUCCCAUAACAGCAAACAAUCAGGGGCAGAAGUAUGUGCUGACCAGUUGAAUAAAGUUACUAAGCUUCUAGAAUCUGUUGAUAUAGUUGGAGCUACUCCUGGGGAAAAAGGUGAUACCAUCAAAGCUCCAGCAGCAGAUAAAAUCUCUUCUGCUAAAAAAGAUAAAUCUGGUGCUGAACCAAUAAUCAUCCCUAUAGUCCUAAAAAUGGCUGAAUUUGAUCAUAAGGCUUUACUGGAGGAAUGGAUUUCCACCCAUACAAACGUUGACAAAUAUCAGAUCCAGGAUAAAGACAAGUUAGUAAGCAACUUGAAGACAAUUCAGGAUUAUCUUUGUUCAUUUAAGUCCCGGGGCUUGACUGUUGUCAACAUAUCAGCUACAACGUUCCCUCAGACACUAGAUUGGCUACACAAUUACCUCCUUCAGUGCAUCGAGCAAGGCAUAAUUGAAGAACCUUCUGGAAAAUAGAUCAUUCUCUGUCACUUAAAUCAGGUAUCUUAUGCCUUGACACCCUUUUCUUGCUGCAUAGGUACGGUAAUUUUGGUUGUAGUUGGAAUGAGAAAUGAUUAUGUUGAUGUUUACUUGGCGGGAGAAUAAUAAAUUCUCUACAAGUGUCAUCUUUGCAGAUCAAUGGUGUGCAAAGAAACGUAAAUCUUGCAGGGUUAAUUAAUUGAAUUCACAAGCGAGUGCUAUAAUUUCGUCUAAUUAGUAUGUUUUCUGAUCUUGUAUCAGCUGGAUAGUGCUGUCAGCUGUGGACAACGAGUUACGGGGAUGGUAGUGGCUUACGGUUAUGCCAUUAGCAUUCUACUAUACACGCCUAGAAUAAUAGCAACAGUUGAAACCCCAGAGCAUGGCCUUAAAAUCAAAGGAUGUAUAUUUCAUUUUUCCUUUAAUGGGGGUGUCAAUAUUGUAUGUAUAUUUAGUACGAGUGAUUUCUGGUAUUUUCAUGUGAACCAUUUUUUUUUGGUACCAUCAGUUUUUGUAACUUAAAAGAAUGUAUUCUGGGAUCGGAGAUCCAUUCCGAUGGUUCCCUCUCAAGUCAAUCUUCCAUUGUAUUGGGAAACAUUCGGGAUCCAGUUUUCAGAUUGGCGUGCUAACUCCAAAUAGCAUUUGAUCCUGGCUCUGCUCGAUCUCCUUUUUGUAUCUUCAUGAAAAUUGAACCAACAAUAGGAAUCAAUGGUAGGAAAAGACAAAAAAAAAAAAUGCCCCUUUUUUUGGCUCUAAAAUUGGAAGAGUCUAUCUAGGUUGCCGAGUAGAACAAAAUUUGUCACGGUUUAAUUACACAGAUUGUAGUCAUACCCAAACAGAAAGAUCGCCUGUUAGAAAACACUAGAAAAUAUUGUGUGCUUUGUUUUUUUCUGGGGAACUACACACUACAUAUGUUCAAAGAAAUGUACAGAGGACCUAUUAUGGCUGGUAAAAUUCAGGCAAGGAUGACCUAAAUCUCAUCGUCCCAAAGAUCUUGAAUGGUCCGAUAGGGACUUGUGGUUUGAUUAGUGAGAAAUUCUCCCCUCAUUAUCUUCCACUCUUCCAUCCUCUGAAUUUCCAACAUGUCAUACUCGUCCAAUUCCACCUCAAUGGCUCCAAUGUUCUCUUUCAUUCUUCUCUGAUUAAAGCUCUUCACUAUCACACUCACUCCUCUUGACAUCCCCCGUGCCAGCGCUACUUGUGCCGGAGUUGCAUCGUGUUUCAGGGCAAUGGAUUUCACUACCGGAUGACCCACCACCGCCGUUGAUCCCCAAUAAUUUCCGGGCCCGCCCAGCGGAGAAUAAGCACUCACGUGGAUACGGUGUCUCCGGCAAAACUCCCGGAGCUUCCUCUGCCUCCACAUCGGGUGCAUUUCCACCUGAUUUACCGCCGGCGGAACGGUGGCGAAACAGAGGAGUUGUUGAAGCUUUGAUGUGGAGAAAUUGCUGACCCCGAUACACCGGCACAAACCCAUUGCCAGGCAUUGUUCCAUCCAGUACCAAGUGUUCUCCAUGUCUAGAUCGUCGAAAUCGGAUUCCUCCGGCACCGGGUUGUUGACGCCGGGUUUCAAUUUCACGGGCCAAUGGACCAAGUACAUGUCAAUGUAGUCCAAACCAAGCUCGUCAAGUGUUUGUUUAAGUGCCGAAACGGGAUCGUGGUGAUCACUGCUCCAUAAUUUUGAGGUCACGAAAACAUCUUUCCUUUGGAUCACCCCGUCAGCAAUGGCUUCUGUUAAUGCUUUUCCUAACGCCGGCUCCGACCCAUAUAUCUUUGCGGUAUCAAAAUGCCUGUACCCCAUCUGUUACCACCAUCAAAAGUAUGUAUAAAUUAGCUUAAAUUCCCAAACAUGGAGAUGGAAAGCAGGAUUGAAUACAAGGUUGAAUAAUUAAGUGGAAGUAGUAAGUUACCUUAAGUGCCUGUCGGACGGCAAGCUGGGUGAUCUCUCCGUCAUUGUCGUCGGAGUACGUUCCGAAACCAACCACCGGCAUCUUUACUCCAUUGUUCAAUCUCACCAUCCUCAUCCUGUUCCUCAUUUUGGUUUUGUUUUUCUCUUCUGAUGAAAUUUGAAUUCUAAAGCUGCUUAAUGUUUCUUUCUUUUUUUCUUUUUUUUUUUUGUCUUUCUCUUGGUCUCACUUAUGGAUGAAGUUUGCUCUCCAAUCCCAGGUUAUAUAUAUAUAUAGG